Molecule: messenger RNA, 1193 nt
Organism: Armigeres subalbatus
Lineage: Eukaryota; Metazoa; Arthropoda; Insecta; Diptera; Culicidae
Exons: 2
Coding region: 26-1174 (382 amino acids)
Source: RefSeq, a predicted model, not a curated record
UCCUGUUGUACCUUCAUCAUCACAAAUGGUUAAUCCAAUGACGACGUUAAGUCAAUCGUUCAGCUUUCUUCCGACUACAACAUCGGAAAAUGUAUCACAACAGAUAUAUUUACCCAAGUUUGCUGAAGCUCACAGUAUAGCAGCAUUCAAUAGUAAUGAGCAUUCGAGAACCAAACAGCAAAUCGGAAUCACUAGACAACAACAAGGAACAGUUUCUUCAUACAGCACUACGACAGCGCAAUGCCAGCCACAGGAUCCACCAAAUCAGAUUGGAAUAUCUAUAUCGGAACCACUGCAGAUCGUUAAAGAUACUGAUGGAAAGCAAUACAUUCAGCUUGAGAACGGUUGCUAUAUGGAGGUGUCAGAAGAUACAAAUGAUGGCGCUGGAGUCAACUCCACUAUAAAUGUGACCGAUAUACCUAACGAGAAUUGUCCUCCCACUGCCUCCAUCACCCUAGAAGACAUUGACCAGCGAUUGACACGCAUGGAAGCUUGCCUGCAAAAAAUCUUUUCCUUCAUAGCAGAUGUUUCCAAAUAUUUGGAAAUGAGAAAAGAAGCUGUUGCACCUGCUGCGUCAAAACGUAAGAAGGAGGACUUUGAAGAGGUGGAAAAACUUUUCCCUAUUAAUGACGAUCAGCAGUUGCAGUCUUUCGAGAGUAGCUUAAAAGAUGCGGUUUUCAACGGGAAAAUGAUGCGAUAUGUCUCAACACAGUAUGAUUUGAACGGGAAGCGAAACGGGAAGACAUUUAUCAAAAUUCUAAUUAGACGGCUGAUUGCACCUAACGUGCUGUUACCGUACUCUUGGAUGGGUAAUUCUAGACGCAUUCAUCAGGAUCAAAACCCCAACAAAGGAUUUAAAAAAUCCUAUCCGAACAUUGUUAUCUUUUUCGAAAAUAUAACAUAUGAAGCUGACUACUCGUCCACUACAGAAGGUGUUCACAAGGCUAUGGGUGAUCACCUGCGACAUAAACAUACCGAAAUGAAGAGGUAUCUGACAGGAGGAGAGCGUAGGCUACCAUCAUCUAGAGUGAGGAAACAGAAGAUUAUUGAGCAACCCGAGAUGCAACCAACGGAGAUUAUAAUGGAUGAGAAUGUUGAUAGCUCAGAAGUGGACACAAGCUCAGGCUCAUGUGAUCCAGAGACGAUUAGUGAAAGUAUUGCUCAUAUGGAGUAAUCGAAUAUAUUUUCCAAGA